This is a messenger RNA of Oreochromis aureus, 986 nucleotides long. RefSeq names its product parkinson protein 7 (gene park7). The coding region runs from base 119 to 688 and encodes 189 amino acids. The transcript has 6 exons. Lineage: Eukaryota; Metazoa; Chordata; Actinopteri; Cichliformes; Cichlidae. Gene Ontology annotation, molecular function: protein deglycase activity. The record is from RefSeq and is a predicted model, not a curated record. Gene Ontology annotation, biological process: protein deglycation, glyoxal removal; guanine deglycation, glyoxal removal. Gene Ontology annotation, cellular component: nucleus; cytosol.
UAGUGUCGCGCAGUCUGGCAACCCUCCUGUCAAACUCGCAGCGCGUGCAGGUUGCUUCUAGAAGUUGGAAACAGAAGUUAGCGUCUUUGCACCUAGCAGUACAGAGCUGCAAGCUAACAUGGCAGGGAAGAGGGCGUUAGUAAUCCUGUCUAAAGGCGCAGAGGAGAUGGAAACUGUUAUUCCCGUGGACAUUAUGCGCAGAGCUGGGAUAGCAGUGACGGUAGCUGGUCUUACCGGCAAAGAGCCAGUCCAGUGUAGCAGAAACGUUGUAAUUUGUCCUGAUGCCAGUUUGGAGGAGGCGAGCAAACAGGGCCCUUAUGAUGUGGUCCUUCUGCCAGGAGGAAUGCCAGGAGCCCAGAAUCUAGCAGAGUCUCCUGCUGUGAAGGAGGUGCUGAAAGAUCAAGAUGGCAGAAAAGGCCUGAUUGCGGCCAUCUGUGCAGGUCCCACUGCUCUUCUGGCACAUGGCAUUGGCUUCGGCAGCACAGUGACUACACAUCCUGCCAUGAAGGAGAAGAUGAUGGCUGGAGACCACUAUAAAUAUUCAGAGGCUCGAGUACAGAAGGAUGGACAUUACAUCACCAGCCGUGGGCCAGGAACGAGUUUUGAGUUUGCCCUGACGAUUGUAGAGGAACUUAUGGGGGCUGAGGUUGCAGCUCAAGUCAAGGCUCCUCUUAUUAUGAAAGACUGACUGUAGCUAUGUUUGCUUGCAACACUGCAAACAACACAGCCCCCCCUAUAAAAGUCUGACAGUGCUGAGACUGCUAAUCCAUUAUAGCUGGCAUCAAGAUUCAGGACUUGCUAUUGAGAAAACAUUCUGUUGCGAAAGGUUAUCGUUCUCCUCUGCCUUUCAUAAGUUGCCAAUGACACUGAAACAAUAUGGAUAAUCAUCACUGUUAUAUUGUAGCUAAUUUCCACUAACUGCUUCCCUAUUAUUUUGACUGCUGUAUGGCAAUGUCUGUCAUUAAAGGACAAGUGUGAUGAAUCUC